UUCCAACAGAUAUGUUCCAAAACACAGAUUUCCAAAGAACCUGUGUAAAAUGGAACAAUGGCUAAGAGCAAUACAACGAACAGAUUUGAUAGGUGCAUCAAGAGAGACAUUGGACAAAUUGCGAAUUUGCACGUUACAUUUUACUGAUGACAUGAUUUAUAGUUACACUCAAAAACGAAUAUUAAAAGAUNAUGCAAUGCCAUCAUUAAAUUUACCAAAUAUUUUGGAAAAUAGAGCCAAUACAAGUGCUGAGUCAGUUCUACAUGUCAUCAGUACAAAAAAUGUUACAUGUAACUCGGAUUUGUCUCAAUGCUCAAGAGAAGAGGAAGCUAGAAAAGAAGAGGAAGCUAGAGAAGAAGAGGAAGCUGGAGAAGACGAGGAAGCUGGAGAAGAAGAGGAAACUAGAAAAGAAGAAGCUACAAAAGAAGAGGAAGCAGCAACAGAGGAGAAAAGAAAAACUAUUAUUUCGAGAGCCUCAGUUCGUUCUCUCGGCAAAAUUAUCCAGAAAACUUCGGAAUUUGAAGAAAUUAUUGUACAAGAAGAAGAAAUGCAUAAAAUCACAAGGAAAAAAGAUAAAAGAAUUACGUNGUGGGAAUAA
Molecule: messenger RNA, 598 nt
Organism: Pseudomyrmex gracilis
Lineage: Eukaryota; Metazoa; Arthropoda; Insecta; Hymenoptera; Formicidae
Product: WD repeat-containing protein 87-like
Exons: 2
Coding region: 50-598 (182 amino acids)
Source: RefSeq, a predicted model, not a curated record